Tinamus guttatus (white-throated tinamou) is the source of this 262-nucleotide messenger RNA. The record is from RefSeq and is a predicted model, not a curated record. Lineage: Eukaryota; Metazoa; Chordata; Aves; Tinamiformes; Tinamidae.
AUGGGCAAGCGCAGCAAGCGCGCGGCGGCCAGCUCGUCCUCGGAGGACGACGAGGAGUUCGUGGUGGAGCGCGUGCUGGACCGGCGCGUCGCCAAGGGCCACGUCGAGUACCUGCUCAAGUGGAAGGGCUUCUCCGAGGAGCACAACACGUGGGAGCCCGAGCAGAACCUGGACUGCCCCGAGCUCAUCUCCGAGUUCAUGCGCAAGGACAAGAAGGGCAAAGAGGGCGACGGCGCCAAGGGGCGGCCCGAGGGCGCCAAGC